Messenger RNA from Drosophila sulfurigaster albostrigata, 1168 nucleotides. RefSeq names its product probable transaldolase. The record is from RefSeq and is a predicted model, not a curated record. Gene Ontology annotation, cellular component: cytoplasm; intracellular anatomical structure. NCBI's taxonomy places the organism in Eukaryota, Metazoa, Arthropoda, Insecta, Diptera, Drosophilidae. The coding region runs from base 101 to 1162 and encodes 353 amino acids. The transcript has a single exon. Gene Ontology annotation, biological process: pentose-phosphate shunt; carbohydrate metabolic process; pentose-phosphate shunt, non-oxidative branch. Gene Ontology annotation, molecular function: transaldolase activity.
UGUACUCACGAAUGCUGUAAAAUAUCGACAUUGCUUUUAUAUUCACUGCAAUAUGGUAUUUUCUAAAUUGAAUUAAAUAGUGUAAUAUUUUCUUUUAAUAAUGGCUACACUUGCAAUACGCGCAUUACCCGAUGUAAAAUUGCCAAAACUAUGGAACAUACAAAUUCAACGUCUAAUGUCCAACAAGUGCGAGAAAAAGUCUGCGUUGAAAGAUUUGCAGAAAGUAACCACAAUAGUUGCUGAUACGAGUGACUUUGCAGAAUUGAAAAAAUAUAAAGCAACAGAUGCCACAACAAAUCCAUCCAUUGUGCUGGCAGCAUCCACAAAAGAGAGCAAUCUGAAGUUAAUAUGCAAAGCAGUCGAGUAUGGCAAGUGUCAAAAGGGAGCCAAAGCGCAACAGGCAUCGGAAACUGUUGAUUACCUAACCGUAUUGUUCGGCAGUGAAAUUCUCAAGAUAAUUCCUGGCAGAGUGUCGACAGAAGUCGAUGCACGCCUCUCGUUCAACACAAAAGCAAGUGUGGCAAAGGCGCUGAAGUUGAUUGAGCUAUAUAGUAAAUUAAAAGUGGAUAAAAAGCGUAUUCUUAUCAAGCUGGCCUCCACCUGGGAGGGCAUUCAAGCAGCCAAAAUCCUGGAGAAGGAACAUGGUGUGCACUGCAAUCUAACACUAAUGUUCUCACUGGCCCAGGCGAUAGCUUGUGCCGAGGCAGGAGUUACGCUGAUUUCGCCAUUUGUGGGUCGCAUCUUCGAUUGGUAUGUGGCCAACACAGAUACCAAAAAAUUCGAGCCACACAAUGAUCCGGGUGUAAUCUCAACCACCAGGAUCUACAAUUACUACAAGAAGUUCGACUACAAGACUCAAGUGAUGGGUGCGUCGUUCAGAAACAUUGGUCAGAUCAAGGCAUUGGCUGGCUGUGAUCUCUUGACGAUUAGUCCUGCACUGCUUCAGGAAUUGGAGUGCGAUAAGAGUGAAGUGAAGCCAGAGUUAUCUGUUGAAUGUGCCAAGAAAGCAGAUAUUAAGAAAGUAUGCAUAGACGAGAGUCAAUUCAGAUACGUGCUCAAUGCUGAUGCGAUGGCGUCAGAUAAAUUAGCCGAUGGCAUUCGUAAGUUUGCCGCAGACACUGUAAAACUCGAGAAUCUAAUGAAAGAAUAUUUGAGCUAUUAAAAACAA